This is a messenger RNA of Sander lucioperca (pikeperch), 4274 nucleotides long. RefSeq names its product zinc finger DHHC-type palmitoyltransferase 8b (gene zdhhc8b). Gene Ontology annotation, molecular function: palmitoyltransferase activity. The coding region runs from base 254 to 2551 and encodes 765 amino acids. The record is from RefSeq and is a predicted model, not a curated record. The transcript is spliced from 11 exons. NCBI's taxonomy places the organism in Eukaryota, Metazoa, Chordata, Actinopteri, Perciformes, Percidae. Gene Ontology annotation, biological process: protein palmitoylation.
GCUCCACCUUUUCAAGCGGUUCAGUGACCUCAGCAGUGGGCUGGAUUGGAAGGGUGGGAUUUCCAGGCGGCUUCGAGUGAGCUGAGCUGAGCUCUGUGUAUUCCUGCCUCUCUAUUUUAGGAUCUAUGCGGCUUCAACGAUAGCAUAGACGGACCAGUUGCACCUUUUAAUAGCCAUAAAACUGCACACUGGAUCUUUUUUCUACAUGCGACUCCAAUCGGAAUAAAUAAUUGAGGAAUGUGGAAAUUACAGAAUGCCCAACAGCGCUGGAAAGAGAUUUAAACCCACCAAAUACAUCCCAGUGUCCACUGCUGCCACACUCCUUGUGGGAUCGACCACUUUAUUUUUCGUCUUCACGUGCCCCUGGUUGACAAAGGUGAUCUCUCCCGCUGUGCCCCUCUACAAUGGCCUGGUCUUCCUCUUCGUCUUGGCCAACUUCAGCUUGGCAACCUUCAUGGACCCUGGUGUUUACCCCAGAGCGGACGAGGAUGAGGACAAGGACGAUGAUUUCCGAGCGCCGCUCUACAAGAACGUGGAGAUCAAGGGCAUUCAGGUCCGGAUGAAGUGGUGCGCCACCUGUCACUUCUACAGGCCGCCUCGCUGCUCGCACUGUAGCGUCUGUGACAACUGUGUGGAGGACUUCGACCACCACUGUCCCUGGGUGAACAACUGCAUUGGUCGGAGGAACUACCGCUACUUCUUCCUCUUCUUGCUGUCGUUGAGCAUCCACAUGGUGGGAGUUUUCUCCUUCGGCCUCAUCUUCGUCCUCCACCACCGAGAUAGACUGGCAGCCCUGCACACCACUGUCACUCUGGUGGUGAUGUGUAUAGCGGGCCUUUUCUUUAUUCCAGUCAUGGGACUCACAGGUUUCCAUAUGGUGCUUGUUGCCCGAGGGCGAACAACCAAUGAACAGGUGACGGGCAAGUUUCGUGGAGGAGUAAAUCCCUUCACCAGGGGUUGCUGUGGCAACGUGGAGUAUGUCUUAUGUAGUCCCCUGGCACCUAGGUACACGUCGGACCCCAGGAAAAAGCCCAAUGUCAAAAUUCAGCCCCCAUUUAUCAGACCUGACCUGUCGGAGAGGCAAAUCACCAUCAUGAUCAGCGACAACGGCAUCCACAGCACCAUCAUCAGCUCCAAGUCCAAAAGCAGCCUGGACGGCUUGGACGAGAAAGAAACCCAGCCGCCGCUGCCGCCUAAAGCUGACAGGUACAACCAGCUGAAGAGCCAGGUGGCAUCCAGCGAAGAUAGUUCUCUUCCUGGUAAGACCCACCCUUCCACUCCAGCCAUGUACAAAUACAGACCGUCGUUUGGCACCAUACCUAAAGUCCACUACCACACAGCUGGAGAGAAGAUUAUCAUGCCAGAUGAGCGGAAGACCUCAGCCAUCUUGGAAGAGGGUGUCCGUGGUCAUGACUACCGCUCUGAGCCAAACCUGGACCUGCCGGAGUACACCAACGCUCCCCUCCACCGCACCUUCCAGUCCUCUCCCCACCAGCUGGACUCUGACCCCGUCAACUCCCGCUCUCUCAGCCUGAAGCAGGGGCACCGCCGGCCGGAGAAGGGCCAGCUCCCAGCCCUGCAGCCGCAGGCAGUCACCUCCACCCCGUACAAGAGCGUCUUCUCGCCCAACACGCUCUCCAACCGUAAUGGCAGCUUGUCUUAUGACAGCCUGCUCAAUCCCAGCAUCUCCCCAGCCACUGCCAGUGAGUGCAUGGCCCACCGUGGUAUGCCCUCCGUGGGGUUCCACUCACCCUACCUGCCCACCAAAAUGUGCCACAUCCGAGAACCUGAAAUGCAGAGGCACCAGGUCGCCACCACCUUCAGUCCAGUGAUGCCACCCAGGGGGGUGGGCAGGCAAUCCCCUCACCUAAAGGACAGGGACCCAUCCCCGGUGCGCUACGACAACCUCUCCCAGACCAUCAUGGCCUCCAUCCAGGAGCGAAAGGAGAUGGAGGAGAGGGAGAAACGGCAGAUAGUGCAUGGGCGCUCCCAGACCCAUAUCUAUGCUCAGGACUCUGGUGUGUUCGAUGGGGGCUAUGGCCUACCCCCCAAUGCUUGUUACCCAGAUGGGCCUCGAGGCCCUGGCUCCAGAGGCCCAACACCCCCGGCCUAUGGAGGCUCCAGGGACAACCUCAUGGGGGUCGGGCUGGUGAGCUAUGGGCAACGAACCCCUGUGCUGCGUCAUGCCGGCUCCACACUGGGUCGUGCCCCUAGGACUUCAUCCACCUCCCUGCACACAGAUCACAGUAGCAGCAACAGCAGCCAGAGCAGGGCCACUUGCCCCGAGGGCCUCUAUCGUUCCCCGGCCCACCAGCCCCACUCCCCUGCCAUGCCCCGAUCCCCCUCCUACUCCCACCAGAAACUCUCCUACAUCAGUGCUCUUGAGAGGACAGACGCGCCUCGUCUAGGGGGCCCAAGAGAGGCCAUGAAAAUUAAUGGGCAGAUGGACUGCCACCCCAGUGCCCAGGGUUCCACCCUCAGCCCCAGUCGCCACAGUAACGUCAAAAAGGUGACAGGUGUUGGAGGCACCACAUAUGAGAUAUCAGUGUGAGCAGGGACAUGGCAUCCACCUACACAACGAACACCCUGCUGCAAGGAGAUUCUCUCACCUCUGUUAUUUUAGUGAAGUCUAGGUAACGGCCAGUCAGGGGCACAUAGCACUCCCUGUUUUGGAGUUAUUGUCCAAUCAGAGGCUCUGUCUGCCCUUGUGUGGGUCUGUCUAGCCAAAUGCCUGUGUGUUUGUACCGGAAAAGAACGGUUGUCAGUUAAUACCGCUGCAGGCUGUUGUGUGUGAGGAGUGUCUUGUCAUUAACAUUUUGUGGCUCAUCAUCUUGGUCGUAAGAGUGGACCUUUAAUGUUAUUACUGUUGUCUCUGAGCUGUGGUCAUGAAGCGUACGUUGUUCCAAAUGUCACACAAACCUUGCUCCAGAAAGCGCUGAAGGCUCAACAAAAACACAGAUAUACGGAUGAAUUAAACACUGACAUCCUCACUACGGACCUCUGUAGGAGACGAAUGUCCUUACCGAGUCAAUUGAUCUCAAAGAUAUCAAAGUGCUUCACAUUAAUUUGUACUGUUCAUGCCAUCUCCAGCAUAUUCGGUGGAGUUGUACAGCUUUGAGGAGUGAUUCAGGGCCGAUCAAUUGGAUCAGCACCAACUGCAUUUGCAGGCAACACAGGAUGAGUGAGGCGCGAAAAGGGGAUAUAGAGCGGGGAAAGUCAUCGUAUCAUGUCUGGUGGUUGCAUUCCAAAUUCAUUGAGAAAGACUUGCUUAAUGAUUAAAUUCCAAAGAAAUUUCUCAGGAAUGAAUGCAACCAGCAGAGAUGCUAGUUGAUAUAAAAUAAUACAUACUGUAUGGCUCCUUCUUUGUCUCAGAUUAAUAGGGCUCAAGUAAAGCUUAGCCCCAUUUAUUCCCUUCACAAAAGGUGCAGUACAUCAUCAUAGGCUUCUGUUUGUUUUAGUGAAGCUCAGUCUGAUUUCAACAUGACCCUUGACACAAGUGCUGAGCGUUCUGAAAGAUCAGAAUACCUCAUCCUAAGAGUUCAGAAUGAGUCCAGCCUUGCACAACCAAAACAACUUUUUUUUUUUUUUUUUUGUCUAAAAAAUAAAUGAAGAACCAUUGUUUCAAUGUUUAGUGUGUACGUUGUUAAUCAUAGGAUUGGAAUGGAUGGAAAGGUGUAGAGAAAUGAAGACUGGUCACCCAUUCAUUAUUUUGUAGUUUUCUUUUUAUAUAGCCAACCUUCCAAAGGCUAUGUUUGAUACAUAUUUUUUUAUACAGACAAUUAAGCCUGGAAUGGAUGUUUUAUUUUGAGUGGAUUUGUUUGUUGAUAAAUUAUAAAUUCAGUAAUUAAAAUGGUCAUAAUAAUGGGUCAAAUCCAUAAAGUAAAUUUAGCUUGUUCUAAUGAAGUGUAAUUAUGUGAUUUGAGGAAGUGAAAAGUCACAAUCUUUGACUAGUGAACAGUCACAUUGACUUGCCAAUGUGUGCUGUACCUAAGACAAGAAUUGGGCUUUCAGUAGAGGCUGCCUUGAGCAGUGCCAAAAGUGGAUACACACCCCUUUAUUUUUUUAAAGACAGUGGAUGGGUGACACCAAGAAGGAAAAUGUUAAAUCAAUCAACUUGCAGCAGCUGUCUGGAACAGCUCCAGUAUUAUCCCCCACUUUUAUUUUGCUGUUAAUUAAAAAAAAAAAAAAAGUCUCAAAACAUGUAUUACUUUUGAGAAAAUGAACUGAUAAUAUCUAAGUGAAAGGUCUUUGUUUAUAUUUUGCACCAAUAAAUA